AUGGAGGCCGCGGGCCCCAGUGAAGCAAAGAGCGGCAAAAACAAGAUACAGCCGGGCACGUCGACCACUGACGCAGGGGACAGAGACACCCCGAAGGAUGAAGUCGUGAGCGAAGAGGGCGAAGAGGAGGAGGAGGAGGAUGACGAUGGGGAGGAUGAUGAGGAUGACGUUGAAGACGAGGAGCCGCGCCUCAAAUACGCCCCGAUUACACCAGUCCUUGGCCCACUGUACCGCAAUAAAGACGCUACGAGCACGUUCAUGACUGCCGGAAAUAAGAUGCAUGUUUACUCCGUCCCGUUCUUCCAACGCCUUCGAGUAUACCACGCUCAUUCUGCGAGCAUCGACUCCAUCUCAGUCUCCCCAUUUCCCCCGCCUGCGCCUACAAAGGCGGAUUUUGCCCCUAUAAUUCAAAGUGGUGGAUCAGGCGCGUCCGCAUCCGAGAGCCCAAAUGGAUCUAAACCACAGCCAGUCACAAUACCACCAACCCCAUCAAACUCCAUAUAUAUUGCGACAUCUUCUAUGGAUGGAAAUGUUUGCGUGGCAUCCUUGGUCGACCCCAAAGAUGUGACGCUCCGGAAUUUUGGAAGGCCGGUUAGCGCAGUUGCGUUGUCGCCUGAGUAUAAAAGUGACAGGACUUACGUCUCGGGGGGUAAAUCAGGAAACCUGGUCCUUACCGUUGGAGGCCGUGUUGGUGCAAGCUCAAACGCUACACUGGGGGGUGCAAGUCCCACCGGCUGGUUUGGAUCCCUGGGUCUUGGAGGGAAUAAUGGAAAAGACAGGGUCUUGCACAAUGGCGAAGGGGCCAUAAGCUGCAUUAAGUGGUCGAGGUCAGGAAAAUAUGUUGCUUGGGUGAACGAAGAGGGCAUAAAAAUCAUGCGCUCACAUUUACACCUUGAACAAACAGAGGCCGAACAUGCAUGGGAGCGGUUUGGUCAUACAGAUAGACCUCGAUCCCAAAUGUGGGAUGAAAUGGCUGGAGUGUGGAAGCCACGGGUCGUAUGGAUUGAUGAGGAUUCAUUAGAGCGCGAAAACGCAUCUGUUGUGCAAGUGGAUGAUGCCUCAACUCGAUCACAGCGAUUAGGGAAUCAUGGCCCUGAGAAACUUCUUGUUGGUUGGGGAGGCACAAUAUGGAUCAUAAAGGUGUCUCGUGGUGAUCAAUCGGCGGGUGUUGGGAAACGGAGAAUAGCCUCGGCUGAGAUCACGACUAAACUACGAACGGAUUGUAUCAUAUCUGGUGUUUCGCUAUAUACCCAAAAUUUAUUACUUGUUUUGUCUUAUAUCAUCCCCGACGAUGACGAUCCUGGAACCCCUUCAAAGCAGGCUGGCCCUGCUCGUGGAAUUAGACGAAGGCAGAAUGGUCUCCAGCCAGAGCUGCGGUUAAUUGAUAUCGAUACCGAGGAAGAGCUGAGCGGGGACAUCCUCUCUGUCCGAAACUAUGAAAAUCUUUCUGCAUCCGAUUACCACCUUGAUACCCUUCCGCUGAGUCGCAUUGCUUCAACUACUCACCGAGGAGCCCUAGAAUCAAUAACAGCCGGCCUUAUCGAUGCUACGCUCUAUCCCAAACGUUUAUUUAGCUCAGGGACUAGCUCUCGCAGCAUGGGAAGCAGUGCUGACAAGGGGUCUGGUUUCCAGGUAACUGGUACGGUUGAUUCUUCAGGCCUACUUCAUGGCGGAAAAUACAACAAAGAGAUUGAGAUCGCCGCGACAGCAGGGGUUAGGGUUUUCGUCCAUAGCCCCUACGAUUGCAUCCUUGCUGUUAAAAGGGGGUUUGAGGAUCGGCUAGCUUGGCUUGACUCUCGCGAGCGGUAUGAAGAAGCCUGGGAACUGCUUGAACAAAAUCCAGACGCUUUUAAUGUAGCUUCUGGUGAAGGCGAAGAAAGUCCGCCGGGUACCCCCACUCCAAGUGCUCCAGGCCACCCGGGGUUAUCGUUACUCGAUAACUCCUCUAUUCAGACAACUAGCCAUUCUGGUAGCACUAAGCUUGAACAAGAGAAGCGUCGCGUCGGCGAGUUGUGGCUGAAGCAGCUAGUUGGCCACGGGGAGUGGGAGAAGGCUGGGAACAUUUGUACCAAAGUCCUCCGUACUACUGCGGCAUGGGAUCACUGGAUCUGUGUUUUUGCGCGAAACGGGAAGUUUGAUGAAAUUACACCCCAUGUGCCCAUCGACAUUGAGCCUCCAUUACCAUCAUUCGUAUAUGAGGUCAUCCUUGGCCACUAUGUUUCCCGCGACCGAGUCAGAUUCAAUGAGCUUAUAGAGCUUUGGCCCCCUAAUUUGUUUGAGACUGAUAGCGUUACUGCUGCUAUACAAGACCAACUUCUCCUGACAGAUGAAGGGACUGAUGAUUGGAGGAAUCUCUUGAAUUGCCUUGCUAAGUUAUUCCUGGUUGGUGGGCACUAUCGCGAAGCUUUGCGGUGCUAUAUAAAACUUCAAGAUGGGGACGCUGUUAUGAGUCUGAUUCGAGAGUAUCAUCUUCUUGAUUCUAUUUCUGAGGACGUUCCUGGUUUUAUCCUACUCCGGGUACCAAAAAAUCGAAUAAAGACUGCUCCUACCACAGAGCUAGAAGAGGCUACUUCAGAACCUAUCAAGCUACUUGUGCGCGAGGCAGCGAAUGGUAUAGUCCGUCCCGAAACAGUCGUCGCGCAACUACAAGAGGCAGAUCUGGGACUUUUCCUUUAUUUCUACCUCCGUGCACUCUGGAGAGGGGAUUUUGUGUCUAAAGAAGGAGGCAGGCCUGCUAUCAGGGCUCGCGGACACCACAGAACCGAAGCAGAGGCUGGGAAACUAGUCGCUGAUGAAGGAAGAAUAAUGAUCGACGGAUUUGCGGAUACAGUGGUCGAGUUGUUCGCGAACUAUGACCGUCCAUUACUCAUGGAAUUCUUGCAGUCAAGCACAUCAUACUCCUACGACAUAGCAUGUUCUAUAUGUGAACGUCGAAACUUCACGCCAGAACUUAUUUACCUCUUGUCUAAAACUGGACAAACGAAGCGGGCACUUCAGCUAAUCCUCUCGAGUUUGAACGACAUAUCUCAUGCUAUCUCCUUUGCCAAGUCUCAGGAUGAUCCGGAUCUUUGGGAUGAUCUGUUAUCGUACUCGAUGGAUAAACCGGAAUAUAUCCGCGCGCUGCUCACGGAAGCAAGCACGGCCAUUGAUCCUAUAAAGCUCGUGAAGAGAAUCCCCAGUGGACUGGAGAUCGAGGGCUUGAGAGAAGGCCUUACAAGAAUGAUUCGUGACCAUGAUAUCCAAGCCAGUAUAAGCCUGGGGGUUGCGAAAGUUCUGGCUGGUGAAGUUGCUAUCCGAAUGGACGCAUUGCGGAAAGGUCAACGACAGGGAAUGAAAUUUGACGUUUGCCAUGACGAAGAUAGCGCUGCUGAAGAUGCUGAUGGCCAAGAUAAAGAUGCACACCCGGAUACAAAUGGCGAGACCAUCGACGAGAAACAGAAAAGGCCAUCAAAGGAUGUUACUCCAGGACGGUGUGCGGGAUGUAAGAAGCCAUUCGUUGAGCAAGGUGAGCUUAUCCUUCUCCUGAGACAUGUCAACAACAUCCCUUUUGUUAUUCUAACCGGCAUUUAA
Trichophyton benhamiae CBS 112371 is the source of this 3570-nucleotide messenger RNA. RefSeq lists its product as uncharacterized. Gene Ontology annotation, biological process: endosomal vesicle fusion; vesicle-mediated transport; cellular response to starvation. Lineage: Eukaryota; Fungi; Ascomycota; Eurotiomycetes; Onygenales; Arthrodermataceae. Bases 1 to 3570 code for a protein of 1189 amino acids. Gene Ontology annotation, cellular component: late endosome; HOPS complex. Gene Ontology annotation, molecular function: protein binding. The record is from RefSeq and is a predicted model, not a curated record. The transcript is spliced from 3 exons.